Messenger RNA from Anopheles marshallii, 2658 nucleotides. RefSeq lists its product as uncharacterized. The transcript has 5 exons. Gene Ontology annotation, biological process: proteolysis. Gene Ontology annotation, molecular function: serine-type endopeptidase activity. Lineage: Eukaryota; Metazoa; Arthropoda; Insecta; Diptera; Culicidae. The record is from RefSeq and is a predicted model, not a curated record. The coding region runs from base 1 to 2658 and encodes 885 amino acids.
AUGAGUUAUGUGCGCCACACCACCGUAGUCGCCGUCUCCGUGCCAGUGCUUGUGAUCAUUCUGUGGGUGCCAGCAUUAGAGUCUUACAGUAUUCCCCAGCAACAGUCCACGCCGGUAUUCGGUAGCAGUUUGCUGAUACGGCCCAUAGCCACACCCGACCGGGGUAACAUCGAUGAGAGACAUUUCACACCGCGGAAGCUUCAAUCGCCGAAAUCACAACUGUUUAUACCCGAACAGUCACCGGCGGCGACGGUACCGGACAACGGAUUUGGUGGAUCGACCGAACAGGAUGGGAUCGACCGUAGCUACCGGAAGGUGAAGAAGGUCGUCAAACAUCGGCGCCAUCCGGUACCGCGGCGUAUUAAGCCCGGCUGGACGCACCGGAAGCGACGGUUCAAUCCGCAUAUCUUCACACCCUUCACCAAGUGGGGACCGUGCGAUCACUACUGCCACCAGAAGCGGGAACGGUACUGCAUCGCGAAGCGCAAAUGUGGCAAUCACAUCCAAACGGAGGAACGGAUAUGUCCCAAGAGCAUUUGCGUCCCGCUUCACAUUCCACCGAUACCGACCGUACACAUCGAAGAUACCAAGGAGGAGUAUCAUUCGUCGACGCUGCCGCUGAACCAGUUCACGAUCGUCAACUUCGACGGGCACGUGCAGAAGCAGCUGCAGCAGCACGGUAAAAAGAAGAAAAAGAUCAUCAUCCAGGAGGACGACGAGCUGGACGAUUCGGACAGUGACACCGAUUACGUUAUACUGAAGAGUCCCGCCUCGUCUAAGUAUCCGUCGUUCCAUCGCAAGGAGGAGCUGCUGUCCCAGAUGAUCAAGGGUAAACCGUUGCUGAUCAACCUGGACGAUUUCGACGACAAGCGCAUACUGUCGCCAAACCUUGCGCUUGCCCCACACUACGACAAUGGGUACGAAACGGCCGCCCAUAAGUUUGUCAAGUAUCCGAGACACCAACCGCAUCAGUAUCAUCUGCCGCGAAGGCAACCGUCAAAGUUGAGUGACUAUUUUGAGGAUUACUACGAUCAUCUUUACCGCGACGGGACGGGGUUCUCCAACCGCAAGGGUGAAGAAUAUCCCGAUGCUGGCGAGCAGGAAGAAUGGCGUCCAGUUGUUCCGCUGGCAGCGAACGUCAGCAAGCAUCGGGCCGGUGCUGAUGGAUCGCAACGGUUAGAUAGGAAUUAUGGUGCCAUUUUCCAGCACACUACCGAGUCGGCGGAGGCAAAGUUGAUGACUAAUGCCACCAGCACACAGCGAUAUCAACAGCUGCUGGAGUCUUUCUCCACCGUCACUACGGACAUGGGCGAGGGUCGUUACGCCAAGCGUGAAAUUGAUCAAGAAUCCAUCGGCUUCUCAUCGAACGAAGACGAAGAAGCGCAAGGGAAGAUGCUCAAGUCCGGACCGAGUAUCACCCAGCGGAAGGCACGCGAAAAGGCGGUGUUCGAGAUGCCCCGUAAGGUGGAGAAUCCCUACACGAAGUGGAGCAAAUGGACCAAAUGCACGGCCAAGUGCACAACACGGAGAUUGAAACGUUGCCGAAUACCUUCCUUCUGUGGGAACGAUGUCAUACGGGAGAUCGCCUACUGCUACACCGAGGGCAGCUUUUGUGAGGAGUGGAUCGGGAAUCAGCUGUACCAGAACAGUCGCAACAUUAUUCUUCCGCCGGCGAUUCCACCUUCCACUAGCACGACCACUACUACCACCACCACAACAACGACGACGCCCCGACCCACCCGACCGAGACGACCGCAUCCGAAUGGGUUGAGCCGAAGCGACACGGUAUCGCUUCCAGCCUCGAUCUCUGCCCAGAUAUUCUCCAACCGCCGUGGUCUGCUGCAGCCGGAGUACAUGCCGCAGCAGCUGACCUGCGGUUUGCCGAUGGUGCGUGACAAGCCAAAGAAGAACUAUCUCUACAACAUGCUGCGAAUCAUUGGCGGUAAAACGAGCCGCCGAGGACAGUGGCCCUGGCAGGUGGCCAUUUUGAACCGGUUUAAGGAAGCUUUUUGCGGUGGAACUUUGGUAUCUUCCCGGUGGAUCCUAACCGCCGCUCACUGCGUUCGAAAGCGGUUGUUCGUGCGGCUGGGCGAACACAAUCUCCAGCAAUCGGAUGGUUCGGAGAUCGAGUUCCGUGUCGAGCUAAGCAUAAAGCACCCCCGGUACGAUAAGAAAACGGUUGACAAUGAUGUGGCACUGCUGAAACUACCGCGCGAGGUGGAGCGAUCGAACUUCAUUGGCUACUCGUGCCUUCCGGAACGAUAUCAGGCCCUGCCGACCGGGCACACGUGCACCAUCAUCGGUUGGGGAAAGAAGCGGCACAACGACGAUGCCGGUACGGACAUACUGCACGAGGCGGAAGUGCCGAUCGUGCCGAAUGAACGGUGUCGGGCCGUGUACCACGAUUACACCAUCACGAAAAAUAUGUUCUGUGCGGGACACAAGCGCGGCCGGAUAGAUACGUGUGCCGGUGACUCCGGUGGUCCGUUGUUAUGCCGCGACUCCACUAAGAUAAACAGUCCCUGGACCAUCUACGGUAUAACGAGCUUCGGCGAUGGCUGCGGGAAGCAGAACAAGUUUGGCAUCUAUACGAAGGUGCCGAACUAUGUCGAUUGGAUUUGGUCGGUUAUCAACUGCGAUGGAAACUGUCGAACGUGA